Molecule: messenger RNA, 2321 nt
Organism: Hylaeus volcanicus
Lineage: Eukaryota; Metazoa; Arthropoda; Insecta; Hymenoptera; Colletidae
Product: prothymosin alpha-A
Exons: 3
Coding region: 265-618 (117 amino acids)
Source: RefSeq, a predicted model, not a curated record
UACUCCUGACUGGUUCGACUCUCUGUCUCAUCCUCCUUUCCCCUCUCUCUAUCUUUUUCUCUCACUCCCCCCACCCCCCACCCCCCCGCCCUUGCCCCUUGGGUUUUCGCCUGACGACGCUGCUCUCUCGGGCAUUUCGCCGGAAACCGACGCCGCGCGAGGACAUCUGAGUUUUCGUUACGUGUACACACGCACCGUUCCAUCUUUUUCCACCGUUUUGUAAGCGGACACGCAGGCAUCUUGCCCAACGAGCACGUAUCCACAAUGAGCACUAAGGAAAACAACGAGGUCGCUGUCGAGAAGGUGACCGAAAACGAUAAGGCUUCCGGGGACGCGAAGUGUGAGAUCAAAGGAAUCAAGAGGCCGGCCGAGGAAAAGAAUGACGAACCAAAAAAACAGAAGAAGGAAGAAAACGGCGACGGAGAAGUGGAAGAGGAGGAAAUAGAAGAGGAAGAGGUAGAAGAUGAAGAUGAAGUCGACGGCGAUGGCGAAGAGGACGACGAGGAAGACGAAAUGCCAGAAUGCGAGGAAGAUUUAGAAGAGGGCGAAGAUGAAGAGGAGGAUGACGUAGAAGGUGAAUUAGAAGGAGAAGUAGAGGACGAAGAGGAAGACGCAUAAUGAAAAAAGGGAAGGAGGUAUGUAAGUACGAAGGGAGGAGGUAGGCACAUGGAGUCGCCGUCGUCGAUCUUCGGCAGUCUUCUCAGCAAACGCUUACUCUCAUAUUGAGUGGUUGGUAGCAAUGUUGAUAUCCAUCGUGCCCUAUACCGUAUUGCUGGAACCUCCCGACCUACAAAAUAAAAAUUACCACCUCACCAGAGUUGUGGUGGGCUGACACGCAUUAGAGGGCAUCCGCGAUUCUACUGUCUUGGCUCUUUGCAAUUCUGGUCGUCUAGCCAUCACCAAAUACUUUGUUAGGUAGUUUGAAUUGAAAACCAUAUAUUCGUCGUGAGAACGUCGAUUUAAUAUCUCAUGUAUAUCUGAUUGGCAACCGUGCUCUCGAUACAUCGUCAACGAUCCCAAGCCGAAUUUAUCGGUUUUAUCCAAACCACCUACUAAUUGGUAUUUGCCGUCAUCUGGCUUUCUCCGCGGGACAGUUUUAUAAAGGAAACUUAUUUAAGAUAUGAAAAGCUCUAUUGUAUUUAAAUAGUGUAAAAUGAACAUUUGUGGGUGAUUUUUUUACAUUUGAAAUCAAAUUUAUGUUUGUAGUUCGACGAAUGUCUCUCACCUUGUGCGCGUGAUUGAUUUUCCUUUUCUCGAUCUGUAUGUGUAUUUGCAACGACAUUGCAGGAGCGCGGGCGGCUCAAUUUUUUCCCUAUUUUGUUCGAUUACCUACUUCUUUACUUGUAUAAAACGAGUAGACAAGUAUGUAUUUAAAACAAAAAUAGACAAAGUCGAACGGGCAUGUCUCGUUAUUCGAUAUACACUGAAAGAGAAUUUUAAACAGAGUCUAAAAACUGCUGCGUACUCCUGUUCGAUUUAAGAAAAGGUAAAGAAAAACAGGAAUUAAGGUUAAUGCAACGCUCGCGCCGGGUAGUGUGGAUGUGUAAUGUGUGACUUUAACAUUGCAUAAUAAUUAUACAUAGCAUGUAUAAAGUUAUGGAAUAAGAAACAUUUUAUUAUUAACGAUAAUAUUAUGUAACGUAAUGUAAUGUGGACAAGUGUUACACUUUAGGCUUAGGGCACAGAAUAGGGAGAGAAUGUUUAUUUUACGAGGUGCAAAUACCGCAGAUUAAUGUUUUAUUUCUCUAAAAACAACUAUAUUCCAUUUGUACACAGCAUAAGUUUGUGUAGUUACGUAACAACUUUAAGAGACAAGUCGCGUGGCAAAUUUAAAAAAUCGUUGACAAUGAUGCAAAGUAACCGUCGAUCUCGAAAUCGAUGUGUACUCUCCCUAUUCGACUGCUCUUAUUCGAGCGUAAUUAAUUUGUAUUGUACGUAUCGUGGUUUUAUUUUGACUUCAUUGUCAUGGACUGUUCAUAGCAAUGAUUCGUUGGCUGUCGCAGAACGAGUGACAGUAUUCUGUACUAUGACAGUUGCCGUUGUGCAUGGUGAUCAGUGUCUUAUCAAUGACCAUAUAGCUGUGGAAAUUACCAAUGGUAUCAUAUAAUUUUUUAAUGAGUUUAAAUGCAAUUCACUGUUUACCAAACGAUGAAAAAGAUGCUCUUUGUGCUAGGGUCGGUGGAUCGUUGCAAAUGGAACGUCCAUGUUGCCACUUAUUUCGGGGAGACUGGUAGACAAGAAAGGGUGAAGAGACAUUGCGGUUACGAUACCAUUGUACCAUAGCUGCAUAAUAAAUAAAAGUAACGAUAAUUUGAAUGCGA